Molecule: messenger RNA, 2875 nt
Organism: Jaculus jaculus (lesser Egyptian jerboa)
Lineage: Eukaryota; Metazoa; Chordata; Mammalia; Rodentia; Dipodidae
Gene: Mettl16
Product: methyltransferase 16, N6-methyladenosine
Exons: 10
Coding region: 126-1811 (561 amino acids)
Biological process (GO): rRNA base methylation
Cellular component (GO): nucleus
Molecular function (GO): 23S rRNA (adenine(1618)-N(6))-methyltransferase activity
Source: RefSeq, a predicted model, not a curated record
CAGGCAUCUUGGUUUCACAAGAUGGCGGCGCGCUGGCAGCGUAACACCUGCGUUUCUAGGAGCUUCGCGCAGUGCGUGGUUUAAAGUUUCAAACACGCUAUCAAGUGGGAACGUGGGCCUUACAGAUGGCUCUGAGUAAAUCAAUGCAUGCAAGAAAUAGAUACAAAGACAAACCUCCUGAUUUUGCAUAUCUGGCAUCGAAAUAUCCAGAUUUUAAGCAGCAUGUUCAGAUCAAUCUGAAUGGAAGAGUAAGUCUUAAUUUUAAAGACCCUGAAGCAGUCAGAGCUCUGACUUGUACUCUCUUAAAGGAAGACUUUGGACUUUGUAUUGAUAUUCCACUGGAGAGACUAAUUCCCACAGUUCCCUUGAGACUUAACUAUAUUCACUGGGUGGAAGAUCUGAUCGGUCACCAGGAUUCUGACAAAAGUACUCUCCGAAGAGGAAUUGACAUAGGCACUGGGGCGUCCUGCAUCUAUCCCUUACUUGGAGCAACCCUAAAUGGCUGGUAUUUUCUUGCAACAGAAGUGGAUGAUAUGUGUUACAAUUAUGCCAAGAAAAAUGUGGAGCAAAAUAAUUUAUCUGAUCUCAUAAAAGUGGUUAAGGUGCCACAGAAGACACUCCUGAUGGAUGCUCUUAAGGAAGAAUCUGAGAUAGUCUAUGACUUUUGCAUGUGCAACCCUCCAUUUUUUGCCAACCAGUUGGAAGCUAAGGGGGUAAAUUCUCGGAAUCCUCGAAGACCUCCACCUAGUUCUGUAAAUACAGGAGGCAUCACAGAAAUAAUGGCAGAAGGAGGUGAACUAGAGUUUGUGAAAAGGAUUAUCCAUGACAGUUUACAACUUAAAAAAAGAUUAAGGUGGUACAGCUGUAUGCUGGGAAAAAAAUGCAGUCUGGCUCCACUGAAAGAAGAGCUUCGCAUCCAAGGGGUUCCUAAAGUCACCUUCACUGAAUUCUGUCAAGGUCGGACCAUGAGAUGGGCCUUAGCUUGGAGUUUUUAUGAUGAUGUCACAGUUCCAUCACCUCCAAGUAAACGCAGAAAACUAGAGAAGCCAAGGAAACCCAUUACAUUUAUAGUGUUGGAAUCUGUGAUGAAGGAAUUAUCCCUCAAAGCAUCGGCUUUAGGUUCCGAAACACUGGAAGGCAUAGUAGUUGUGACAACAUGGAUAGAAAAAAUUCUCACUGAUCUGAAGGUCCAGCAUAAACGAGUUCCCUGUGGAAAAGAGGAAGUUAGUCUUUUCCUGACAGCCAUCGAAAAUUCUUGGAUUCAUCUAAGGCGAAAGAAAAGAGAGCGAGUAAGACAACUGAGGGAGGUUCCUCGAGCUCCUGAGGAUGUCAUCCAAGCCUUGGAGGAGAAAAAGGCCACUCCCAAAGAGUUGAGUGGUAGCCAAGGUGUGGCCCAGAGUCCCCAGGAGAGCACCUUGUGUGGGCCUACUGUGCUUGAAGGCGAAUCUGUCACUGUAGGCAGCCAGUGCCCAAGCCAGGAAUUACUGUCCCAAGAAGAAACCCCGGAAGCUAUGGAGGAUGAAAGGAAUGAGGAAACAGGAGGGAUGGACAGCAUGGAAAAUUGUAAAGGUUCUAGCAAUGGAGCCCAGGAUGGAGAAGCUUCUGAGCAGUUCAGCCACUCAGUGGCUGAGAAGGGGAAGCACCUGCAAGGAAUGGCUGGACAGUACCUGUUCAAGUGUUUGAUCAAUGUUAAGAAGGAAGUGGAUGAUGCCUUGGUUGAAAUGCAUUGGGUUGAGGGCCAGAACAGGGAUCUGAUGAACCAGCUUUGUACCUACAUACGUAACCAAAUUUUUAGGCUUGUUGCUAGUUAACCCUGAACUUUGUUCACAGUCAGAAAAAUGUCUAUACAGGGCUGGCAGUGUAGCUCAGUGGCAGUGUGUGUGCUUGGCAUACAGGAGGCCCUGGGUUCAAUUCCUAGUAUCAGAAAAAAAAAAAAUCUCAACCUUUUUGCUUUGGAAGCUUCUGUGAGGCAGCAACAGGAAUUCAACAUUGUUCCAGUAAUAGAAUCAUCUUAAAAAGCAAAAACUCAGUUGGCCAUGGUGGCUGUUUGUACUACCGGUGCUCAAGGUCAAGGCUGGAAGAUUGCUGUAAGUUCAAGGCCAGCCUGAGCUACAUAGUGAGAUGCUGUCUCAAAAUGAAAGAGAAGAAAAGAGAAAAAAGGAAACAGAAGCAGAAGUGAAUCCAAACUAAUAAAUAAGCCCCAAACUCCACCCCCUUUUAAAGUUGCUUGAAGUUGUAGUAUAGUAGGAUGAAUUCAGGAGAAGGAGUUAAGGUUAUCAGCAACAACAAAAAGCCAUUGGUAAACUCAGGAGGAAAUUAAAGCUAACUCAAGGUCGUCACCUAGCUUAAGGGUGAUGCUCUGAGACCAGAGGUUGUGGCAUCUAUCUGGGUCAAUGUUGCCUAGGGCAUCAUGGGUCUCUUACCCAGUGUUGCAUGGUGAGGAGGUUAGGGUUAGGACUCGUCCUCCAUCAGAGGCAGUACAGCUGAGCAGAGGCCUGGAGUUCUUUUUUAGACUCCUUUAAGACUUAACCUGUCUCUAUUGGGUAUCGUUGAUCAACCCAGUCCCCAGAAAGGAACUGGCCUCAGAGUAUGUGGCUGGAUAGUCAGGGAGAGAACUCUUAGAGCCAUGGACAAGGGCCAGUGUGAGGAAGAGCACACUCCUGACUCAAGGCUGUUCUGAUGUCCAUCUCAGAAGCAGAAUUAGGUAAGCAAAACUUUAAGAUAUGGGUGAGACACAGCAAAAUGGACCCAUACCCCUUCCCCAUUGAAAGUACUAUUUUGUGGCAAUUGUACUGCUGUAAGAUUGUUUUUUCCAACUUGUGAAGUGGAAUAUGUUUUGUUUUUAAUAUAAAAAUACUCAAUUUAAAAUUGUCAA